Messenger RNA from Lentinula edodes (shiitake mushroom), 1869 nucleotides. RefSeq lists its product as uncharacterized. Gene Ontology annotation, molecular function: zinc ion binding. Lineage: Eukaryota; Fungi; Basidiomycota; Agaricomycetes; Agaricales; Omphalotaceae. The coding region runs from base 1 to 1869 and encodes 622 amino acids. The transcript has 7 exons. The record is from RefSeq and is a predicted model, not a curated record.
AUGGUCGAAGUUGGGCCACCCGUACAAAAUGGUGGUGAAAACGGCGUUCCCAAAAGCGGAACAUUCUCAUUGCAUAACAUUUUGAGUGCAGACCACGACUCGGAAGCAAUAGAGAAUCAUCCUGCACUAAAUGGCGAAACCUCUAGGGGGUGGGACGAAGAGACGAUAAAUAGACCUGCAACCGAAGGAUGUUGCAUAGAAUGCGAAGAUCAGCCGGCACAACUCUUCUGUGAAAAUUGUGCAGAUGCUUAUUGCGACGUUUGUUAUUCUGCACAACAUCGGAAAGGUUCUAGAAAGACACACAAAACCCAAGUAUUGGAAAGUUCCGUGAAGCCUAAAGAGCAGGUCGCAGCCAAAGGGGAAGAUCACCAAAUGGACACCGUUGAGGACGACGAUGGUGAUGAAGACUGGGAGCCAAUUGCCUCGGCCCAACCAUCGGGCGCUCAGCCAGCUAUGGGUUCCACCGUUGGAGAGUGGUUCGUCGAUCGAAGUAGAUUCAUCCCCUUGCGAUUAACCCUAGGAGAGCGCAAAUUCCUUCGCCUUCUUGAAGCUGCUCUUUCUGUCUCCGAAUAUACCGACAAGAUCGAUACUCUCAGUUUCGGUCAAUCCAAGGCAAAACGUAUAGUGGCCCAGAUCAAAGAACUAUGCGCCAUUAUGUCUGGGCUGUUGCUCUCGGCGGACUAUAAAGCGGGACAGGAACUAUUUCAGGAUAGGGACUUUCAGGCAAACGAGGACUUUUACCAAACUGUGUUUGAACUUGGGCGGAGGCAUAAGAUCAUGAACCCAGACAAGAUGCGGACUACCUAUGGGAAACUGAUUUACAUUCUUCAGGACAGCCAAGCACCCGAGGUCAAGGAUCUACUAGGGUUCAGCUGUGUUAAACCUAUAAAUACAGUAUACUCGGUUCUAAAAGAAAGCGACGCGUUAGACAUGUUGCGUGAUGACCUCAUCAACCCUGCAACACAAGAGAUUUACUCUGAAGGUCGUUCAAGGCGGGAAAUACAGCGAGAUAUCAAAACCAAAGAACGAGCGAUUGAAACGUUGUCUUCUCGCUAUCAACGCCGUGGUCUCUCUCAGGAGACCCUUCGUCAGUGUUUAUACAGUAUCGGCGACAACCAUGCUUUCCUUCGGGUCAAUCGGGACCCUUGCGAACGCAUGAUCAAGUAUUUGCAGGAUUACUUCCAUCCUACGCAAGCAAAAGAUCCCAAAUAUAGUCUUGCGAUUCGCAGCGGUAAAGGGGGAGCCCGUCUAUCCCAUGAUCACGGCAAACAGUACGCGUAUGUUAUCCAGAGUUUGACACUCUGGAGGGAGAUCCUACAUGACAUGUUCCAUCUAUGGUCUCUUGCCGAAGAAGAUUUGCUCUCCGACUCCAUUUCGUACCGCCUUCGAGACACUGGUCAGGGUCUUAACCGCGUUCAACCCUCACCUAAAACCUCCCGACUCAUGCACACCAUCCUCCACAAAGCCCAAAAAAGCGUUGGCUCAUGGGUAGGCUCAAGUGUCAUUCACAUGGGUGACCACAACGUGCCCAACGCCCUCCUCUUCAUUGACAAAUACACCCAAAUCUACCGCAUCCUUCUACCCAUUUGCAACACUCUCAAUCAAAUUCCUAACUUGAUGGACAAACCCGCUUUGCGGUCGUAUAUUGAAGAUGAUUUUGGCUCGGCGGAAAAUCUAACGAAAGAGAUCUUGAGUGAUUUCUUUAGACAUGGGUUUGAUGGCUCGGGGGCGGACAACUUUUAUGAUGCGGGAAGUUGUAUCGAUGGGAGGUUGACGAGUGCUUGGAACUGGUGUUCAACGUUAGAGAAGAAAAGGUUUUUCCCUAUAUUUUUACUGACUGGCUUCACUGGGUUCGACGGAGACUGGUGA